ACGACUCUUCUCGGCAGUGGCGCUCCUUCAUUGUAGACCUAAGUGUCAUCGGUAGCCCAAAAUUUACCGAUUAAACUUAGGAGUCUUUUUGUUUGUUUGAUUUUUGGGAUUUUUUUUUUUUCGUAAUUUAUUUGUUCUGUUUGUUUUCUGUCAAACUCAAGGAGGCUCGUUUGCUCAAGUUCAUCAAAGUGAGAGAUAAGCGCGCGGGAAUGGUUCUAACACCUGUUUCAGCCUUCUGGACCUGUUUUAUCAUCGUCAUUUGUGCGCAGCUUUCUGUCUCUACAGACCAGAAAAACAUCACAGCUGCAUUUGGACAGAACGUCACUCUGACAUGUCGAGCUCCAAACAGCAACAUCACUGUCAUUGCUGUAGAGUGGAGCAGAGCUGACCUGGAGUCAGAAUAUGUCCUUUUGUACCGGGAUGAGCAGUUUGAUCCAGAACACCAGCAUCCAUCCUUUAAGAACCGUGUGGAUCUGCAGGACAGACAGAUGAAGGAUGGAGACGUGUCUUUGAUCCUGAAGGAUGUGACGAUUAAUGACACUGGAACAUACGAGUGUCACAUCAUCCAGAGAAGAACAAACCGCAGGAAGAGAGCUGUUUAUGAUACUGAGCCCAUCAAAAUUAUCAGCCUGAGAGUUGUUGAUCCUCCUCCAGGUCCAUCAGGAGGACUCAGAGAAGGUGGAGGGAAGAAGGAUGGAGUCAGUACAGGACGUCCUGGGCUGAUAGUGAUUCUGUCAGUUUCUGCUGUGAUUAUUGCUGCUGCUGUUUUUGUUUUGAUCUACAGAAAACAUAAACAGCAGAAUCAGGAUUCAUACCAGUAUUCUUCUGAACAGCAGCUUGUUUGAAAUGUCUCAGAGGUUUUUACUCAAAGAUUCAAAGACUUCAGUCUUCUCAUGUAAACAGGACUGGAAUUCACAUUCUGAGGUUCCUCCAAUGCAAGUCCCAAAAGAAACUAUGUACAGUCUACAUUUACAAAUAAAUAGAAUAAUAAUAAUUAUAGAAAACAAUAGAGCAGUUUGCACUGUUAUCAUAUUUUACAGAUGCUCUUUGUGUUGCCAUGGUAACACCACACUAAGUUUUGGGGGUGUUUUUGUGCAGCAGUACCUCAAUUAUAAAUAUGUUUUACAUAUUACUGUACAUAUUACUUAUUU
This is a messenger RNA of Archocentrus centrarchus (flier cichlid), 1151 nucleotides long. Its product is annotated as programmed cell death 1 ligand 1-like. NCBI's taxonomy places the organism in Eukaryota, Metazoa, Chordata, Actinopteri, Cichliformes, Cichlidae. The coding region runs from base 210 to 845 and encodes 211 amino acids. Gene Ontology annotation, cellular component: external side of plasma membrane. The transcript is spliced from 3 exons. The record is from RefSeq and is a predicted model, not a curated record. Gene Ontology annotation, biological process: T cell costimulation; positive regulation of T cell proliferation; cell surface receptor signaling pathway.